Rubroshorea leprosula is the source of this 690-nucleotide messenger RNA. The record is from the annotation of a GenBank genome assembly. NCBI's taxonomy places the organism in Eukaryota, Viridiplantae, Streptophyta, Magnoliopsida, Malvales, Dipterocarpaceae.
GAAAAAAGGUAAAGUAAAUGCAUAUAUUUUUCAAAAUUUAUGAUCCACUUACAAAUGUAUAUUUCCCCUUUAGAGAUAAUAGGGCUAUAUUACUCUACUCGCGCUUUUAAGUGGGAGGCAGUGGUGGACAUCCAUGCCAAUACGGUUGUGCCAUGUGAUUGACGGUGAAGGGGUGUUAGUAACUGAGAUUCCCAGAAUUGUGAACAUUUCACCCCCUCAAAUGAGGCGCGCGGCCAUUAAACUGCAAGUUGAUGGAGUUUAUGACGGUAGCAAAACUCGAAACCUUGAUCUCUACCUCACCCAAAUCUUAAAAUUUGGAGGCGAACUAUUGGGCCUCAGGCCCGGUUCGCGUGAAGGGUUUUCUUUGUCUAUCAUUUUCUAGUUGAUAGAGACUGCCAAUCAGAAAAAUUCAAGUUGAUAGAGAAAUCACAAGCUUUUUACUAGACCUAUUGAGGAGGAGGGCCACUUUUAAAAUUAUGGUGGAGGACCAGUAUGCAGGAGUCAUGGCUCAUGACAGCUGUAGGUCAUGUACGGUUUAAUCAAUUAAAGCAUCCAAAAUUUAGUUCAAGAUUUAUACUUAAUUGCUCAUAGUAUUGAUUUAGUUUUAAAGAAUCAUAGACAUUAGUAGUAUUAAUUAAUUGGUAUGUUGCUACCCAUGUACUGCACCAUAAAUUAAGCAUACAAUUGUAU